AUGGAUGAUUUGGACAGACCGACCGUUACAAAUUUGACAAAUGAUCACUCGGAUUCUUUAUUGAACGGAAUGCAAAUAGUGACUAGCACCAUCGAACUGGUAUCAUCAACGGUUAUUCCUUUCACCCAAUUUAUUCCGCUUAUUAAAGAUGUAGGUGACAUUCUUAAUAAUGUUACGGAACUAUAUAGAACGGCUCAGCAUAAUAAGAAUAUAACAAAAAUUUUGACGGAACGUAUUGCCGCAGCAUAUUCCGCCGUGUGCAUUUUACAAACAAGAGAGGAUUUAUUUACCUCAAAGAAUUAUUCCAGUUUGCAAAGAUUGGUACAUGUACUACAAAAAAUGAAAAAAUACAUUGAAGAGAUAACACAAUAUAAUAAAGUGCAAAAAUUUUUAGGAGCAAAAAUGAUCGAGAAACAAUUUGAAGAGUUACGUAAAGAGUAUGAUAGUAGUAUUGGUCUAUUGAACUUUACUUUAACAGUUGGGUUUCAAUUUCAUGCCGAGAAGGAAGAAAAGAUCGUGAGAGAGGAUGUCAAGGAGCUUUUGAUUUUUCAAGAAGCCUUGGCGGAAAGUAUGAAUAAUUUUAAUAAGCAAGUCGAUAAAAAAAUGUCUGAAACAAAUGAUAAGAUGAACUCAGUUGUCGAAAUGGUUAGUGAGAUGUCAAUUACUAUGGAAAGUUUGAUAAACGAGAAAAGAGGUGUAAAUCAAACAAAAAUUGAUAAUAUCUUUCAAGAAGCUUUACUUCCGUUCCAUGUUUAUCAUGCGACGGAUGAAUCCAGAGAUGGGUAUCGAGAACCUUUUACUAACCCUGAUAUUCCGGAUAAAUAUCAAAAUCUCGUUCAUGAUGCUGUUGAUCCGAAUCCGGGUCUUCGACCCAUGUUCUCAAAAAUGUUGAUAGAUCUUCAGGACGUCUAUAAAAAUGGUCAUUCGAAUGGUCGUAAACCAAUUCCUGUACGUAGAAUGUCUGCUGUUGCUUUAAAAUUUUUGCGCGAUUCGCAAGAUAUUACAGAUGAAUUUUUAAGCGAAAUCAAGUCACAUAUUGAAAUGAAUGAUUCAGAAAAGGACCAUGAAGAUAAAAAUUCAUUAAUUUAUAAACAAUUUCAAGAAACUGAUAAAAUUAAUAAACAGUUUUCUUCUGAAAUUUCAUAUACAACACAUCAAGAUUAUACAAGUAAACGUUUAGAUUUUAAAAAUUUGCUAGAAAAUAAUAAUUCUGAUACUCUUGGGGAAGAAUGUUCUGAAAAUUUAAGGAUUGAUUUAAGCUAUCAACUCAACAAAACAGGUCAAGUGUCGGGCUCUCAAAUUUAA
Messenger RNA from Funneliformis caledonium, 1305 nucleotides. The record is from the annotation of a GenBank genome assembly. Lineage: Eukaryota; Fungi; Glomeromycota; Glomeromycetes; Glomerales; Glomeraceae.